Poeciliopsis prolifica (blackstripe livebearer) is the source of this 9472-nucleotide messenger RNA. RefSeq names its product Ca++-dependent secretion activator 2 (gene cadps2). The transcript is spliced from 27 exons. The coding region runs from base 267 to 4010 and encodes 1247 amino acids. Lineage: Eukaryota; Metazoa; Chordata; Actinopteri; Cyprinodontiformes; Poeciliidae. The record is from RefSeq and is a predicted model, not a curated record. Gene Ontology annotation, biological process: positive regulation of exocytosis; dense core granule exocytosis; synaptic vesicle exocytosis. Gene Ontology annotation, cellular component: glutamatergic synapse.
UGCGCUGUCAUUCCGACACAUUUUCUGUGAGUGAAAAAACGAAGCUCACGGGGCGACGUUUGUCCGGAAAACUCCGCCUGCCUUGACGUCGCCAUCAGAAACAGCAUUUAACCCAGAUCGUGGCUUCAAACGCAGCACUUUUCCAGCAGGAAAACGGCGUUGACAGCAGAUAUGCUGGCGGUAUCGCCACGUCAACUAAAACAAACUAAAGCGUAAACAGGACUUUGCCGUGUUAUUAGUCUGUCUGAGUUUUAACACUUGUCACCAUGCUGGAUCCGUCCUCCAGCGAAGACACAGGCGGGGAGUCCGACACAGAAGUUACCAGAGAGCCUCCGAGGAAACCGUCCGCUUUCUCAAAGGCAGAAAAGCAGGGAGACAGCGGGCGGGCGGGCGGUCAGCAGCUGCUGUUUGCCAAAACCCUCGGUGAAGGUGCAAAAGACUGCCCCUCUGCUGGUGACAAUGAGAAAAAGAAGGAGCGAGAGCGCCUUCAGAAGGAGGAAAAGGAGAAGAGAACCAAGCUGCAGAUCUAUGUAUUUGUUCUGCGGUGUAUUUCCUAUCCGUUCAACGCCAAGCAGCCCACCGACAUGGCUCGAAGACAGCAGAAGGUGAGACUUGAACAGCAAGUCAACAAGCAGCAGCUGCAAACAUUGAAGGAGCGCUUCCUGACAUUCCUCAAUGGAGAGACUCAGAUUAUUGCUGAUGAAGCUUUCUGCAAUGCCGUGAGAAGCUACUAUGAGGGUUUUUUGAAGAGUGAGAGAGUUUCCCGAAUGGUUCAAAGUGGUGGGUGCUCAGCCAAUGACUUUCGUGAGGUUUUUAAGAAAAACAUUGAGCGACGUGUGCGCAGCCUUCCAGAGAUCGAUGGCUUGAGUAAAGAGACUGUGCUAAGCUCCUGGAUUACCAAAUAUGAUACCAUCUACUGUGGGGAGGAAGACAUGUGGUGCCAACCACAGCGGGCACACCUGAGUGCUGUUUCAGAGCUAAUCCUUAGUAAAGAGCAACUGUACGAAAUGUUCCAGCAGAUACUGGGCAUCCACAAGUUUGAGCACCAGCUGCUAUACAAUGCCUGUCAGCUUGACAAUGUGGAUGAACAAGCUGCUCAGAUCCGCAGAGAACUGGACGGGAGGCUACAACUGAUUGAAAAGAUUGCUAGGGAAAGGACAAACCCAAAGUUUGUCUCUACUGACAUGGGGGCUUUGUACAUUGAAGAAUUGCGCUCUUCUGUCAACUUGCUGAUGGCUAACUUGGAGAGUCUGCCUGUGUCCAAAGGAGGUCCAGACUUCAAACAGAAGCUUAAGCGCUCCUCUAUGAACAACUCCUUCUUGGAUAUAGGGGAUGAAGGAGGCAUACUGUCCAAAUCUGAUGUUAUGCUGACCUUUAACCUGGAGGUUGUCAUUGUUGAAGUCCAGGGGCUGAAGUCAGUUGCUCCAAACCGAAUUGUUUACUGCACCAUGGAGGUGGAGGGUGGAGAAAAACUUCAGACUGACCAAGCAGAAGCUUCAAGACCCCAAUGGGGUACUCAGGGAGACUUCUCUACAACUCAUCCCUUGCCUUUGGUUAAAGUAAAGCUCUUUAUAGAAAGUACUGGUGUCUUGGCUCUGGAAGACAAGGAACUGGGCAGGGUGGUCCUGAUCCCCACCACCAGUGGUCCAAAGCAGGCAGAGUUCCACCGGAUGGCGGUCCCUAAGAACAGCCAGGACACAGAUCUGAUGAUCAAACUGGCUGUCCGCAUGGACAAGCCUCCCAACAUGAAACAUAGUGGGUACCUGCAUGCUGUAGGACUUAGAGUCUGGAAACGCUGGAAAAAAAGAUAUUUUGUUCUUGUUCAGGUGAGUCAGUACACAUUUGCAAUGUGCAGUUACAGAGAGAGGAAAGCUGAACCUCAGGAACUGAUGCAGCUGGAAGGCUACACUGUAGACUACUGCCAACCUCAGACAGGUCUGCAAGGUGGCCAGGUGUUUUUUAAUGCUGUAAAGGAGGGCGACUUGGUGACAUUCGCCUGUGAUGACGAACAGGACAGAGCACUCUGGGUUCAGGCUAUGUACAGAGCCACUGGUCAGUCAUAUAAACCAGUCCAACCAACACACAGCAAAGCUGCGAAGUGCAAAGGCGGACACAGAAAACCGUCACCUAUCAGUCUGGAUCCCUGUCAACAUCAGGGCAUGGAUGAUUUAAUCUCUGCAGCUCCUGGUUCCUUUGACCAUGCUGCUUUGUUCUCCAUUUUACAGAAACACACUCUGCAGCACCGAAUGAAUGACUCCUUCUCCUGCCUGGGCUGGUUCAGUCCUGGCCAGGUGUUUGUCCUGGAUGAGUACUGCGCUCGGUACGGGGUUCGAGGCUGCCACCGCCACCUGAGCUACCUGAAGGAUCUCAUGGACUAUGCCGAGAACAGCGUGCUGGUUGACCCCAUGCUGUUACAUUACAGCUAUGCUUUCUGUGCCUCACAUAUCCAUGGAAACAGGCCUGAUGGAACGGGGACAGUGACUGUGGAGGAGAAGGAGCAGUUUGAGGCCGUCAGACAUCGUCUCAUUGUUCUAUUGGAGAAUCAGAUAACACAUUUUAGAUACUGCUUUCCCUUUGGACGACCAGAUGGGGCCUUGAAAGCAACACUUUCGCUUCUGGAAAGAGUACUGAUGAAAGACAUCACCACACCUGUUUCUUCAGAGGAAACAAAGAAACGGGUUCAGAAAUGUUUGGAAAAGGCAUCCCAAAUCAACUACAGUCAACUGAUGGAGUAUGCUCAGAUCAAUGUGGAUCCAGAAGACAUACUGGAGAAAAGACUGGAUGAUAUGUUGAGAUUGGGAGAGCUGUGCAUUGAAGUCCUACAGCAGAAUGAAGAACAUCACUCUGAGGCUUUCUCGUGGUGGCCAGAACUGUUGGCCGAGCAUGCUGAGAGCUUCCUGUCUCUCUACAGAGCAGACAUGGAUUCUGCUCUACAGGCCCAACCCACCGACUCCUGGAACAGCUUCCCACUAUUCCAACUUCUGAACAACUUCCUUCAAGCAGACUCUCAUCUUUGCAGUGGCCCAUUCCACAAACACCUACAGGACCUAUUCAUCCCUCUGGUGGUGCGAUACAUUGACCUGAUGGAGACCUCCAUUGCCCAGUCCAUCCACCGUGGCUUUGAGCAGGAGACCUGGCAUUCAGUCAGUAAUGGAUCGGCCACCUCUGAGGAUUUAUUCUGGAAGCUGGAUGCUCUACAGAUGUUUGUGAUGGACCUGCACUGGCCAGAACCAGAGUUUGCCAAGCAUCUGGAACAAAGACUCAAACUGAUGGCCAGUGACAUGAUGGAGGCCUGUGUCAAAAGGACAAAAUCUGCGUUUGAAGCCAAAAUGGCAAAAAUGAGUCAAUCUACAGAAUUCCGGGUUCCACUCUCUGUCUGCACCAUGUUCAAUGUGCUGCUGGAUGCUAAGAAGCAGAGCCCCAAACUCUGUGUGCUGGACUGCAACCAGGAGAUUGACAUACAAUGGCAACAGUACCACUCCAAAAUUGAUGUUCUGAUUGAUGACACAUUCGAAGAAAUGAUUUUCUCCCUCGCAUUAAAGUGUACUGCUGUCUUAGAAAGCGUCCUCUUCAAGCUGUCCAGAUAUGAUGAAGGAACGUUCUUCUCCUCCAUCCUCUCUUUCACAAAACCAGGAAUGGAUCUGGCGGACACCUUCAUUACCUUUGUUCGGCAGAACCAGGACAUCCUUCGAGAUCAUAUCAAUGAUGAGGUCUGCAUUGAGAAGGUCUUUGAUCAAUGGUACACAAACUCCAUGAGAACUGUGUGUGUGUGGCUGACUGACAGACUGGACCUGCAGCUCCACAUUUACCAGCUGAAAGUACUCAUCAAGAUUGUGAAGAAGACCUAUCGUGACUUCAGGCAACAGGGUGUGCUGGAUGGCACGCUCAACAACAAGAACUACGAGACCGUCUACAACCGGUUGAAGGUGGAGGAGGCCACAGCAGCAGUCAAGGGAGGCAAUAGCCUGGAGGGCAUCAGCAUGAGAGACAGUGAUGAAGAGGACAGCUAAACCCAGACACGCCUCCAGCAGCCUCUCUGACAUGUCACUACUUUGUUUUACACUUAAUAGCUCACACCAAAUUUGACAUAUCAAGAAAUACUAGGAAUGAAUUUAGAAAAUUAAUCCUGUAAGUGAAAAGGCAUAUGUACUAUUUUAUUUGCCAACGUGUCAACUUCCUAAUGUUAAUAUGCUUGUUUUGAAUAUUAUUAAAGGGAAAUAGAUAUCCAUGUAAUUCUGAAGAAUAUUUCCACUAUGUUAAGACCAUGAACUCUGAAGUGUCUGUUUUCCAUUGAAUAUUUUGACUAAUCAAACUUAGCACAUAAAAGAAGGGAAUUUGUGUUUACUCAUUUUUCCAAUUUAGCAAUGCUUCUAGUCAGUUUAUUUUAUACUGGUGCAAUCUGUUUAUUUCCCUAAAGAGCUGCCACUUUUGUCAGAAAAAAAUCAUCUAGAAAUUGCAUUAAAGAUGGUCCAAUAUUCUUUGUACAUGCUUUUGGUGGAGUUAGUGUGAUGCUGUGGGACAGGAUGUCUAUCACAGGAGAACAAAGGCCCUGCAUUGUUGGAGUUAAACUGCAGAGCAAUAUGAGGAUGAGAUUGGCCACCUUUACUAUUAGGGAGCGACCUCUGACAUUUAUCUCAUGCACUGUUAAUAGAACCUGUUAAAGAAAUAAACUUACUAGCAUAAUGAGCUGUUUUGCACUGGCUGAGGAGAUCUGGCAAGGUUUUCACUAUCCCUGCAGUUCAACCAAUUAAUGAAUUGUCCCCACAAUGUGUCAUAAUUUAAAGAGAAAUUAACAAUCUUUCCAGAAAUAUAAAAUUUAUUACAAAUAAUUAUUUUUAACCUUACUUUUUUGAUACAAACACUUUCUUCUAUUUUUUUGGGCUGAACCUAACAAAGUAUGAAGUGCUUAAACUAUUUCAGGUAUUUAUUUAAGUUUCUUUGAUACCUAAGAUUAAAUAAAUGGCGAGACUGUAGCUAAAAUGUCAUUUUCUCUUCACUCACAACUCAGUGUUAGAACUCUGAGAUUAUAACUGGACUAGAUUCAUAAUUCCAUGUAAAAAUUAUAUCCAUUUUCUUUAGCCCAAAGCUUAAUCAGUUACAGGAACUAGCACCACAAACGGAACCAAAUCAGCAACUUAGUUUCAUAUUUUCAGUUAAUGCACCUAUUUAAAACUUGGGAGAUCAUAUUUAAAAGUUACUUGCUUUUAAUUUGUGUUAUUGGAUUAGCAUGACCUUCUUACUCUCUCUGGCAUUGCACUCCUUUUCCAUUUUGGGUUGGUCACAAAGCCAUAACAUCUAUCAGCUCUGAGGAAGGGAUGAGGCUGGAUGAUGACUGUGAUGCAGCAAUAUGAUGCAAAACAAAUAAAGCAGCACUGUUUGUGGGCACAUCCAGAACAGAUAUAUGUGAUUGCCCUCCUGUUUCUGUCUAGUCAGAGAAAUAAUUUGAUCAGUGGAAUCUAUUGCAGAUAAUCUUGAGGUUGUUAUAAAACACUCUUUCCUACAUUUAAACACUGAGUGUACGUUACAGUCUUGAUGUAGCACUGAGCUCAGCUAGAUUCAUCCCAAGAUUAUUUGAAGGACACCCAUUUUUGCUGCUGGCCUAGCAGCAUGUUGUGAAAGCAAACACAGUUUGUGAUCUUAAUGAAUCGGCUUUAAUGAUGUGAAUGACAAAAUGAUCCAUUAAGGAAAGUUCAUGGUCACUUGUUGAUAGUAGGGUGAUGGUCGGACUAAGGGGCUCAUGCUGACAUGAACGCUGCUGUGAACAAAAAAUGACCAUUUGUAGUUCUUUACAAUCCAUAAAAUGUUUAAAAUAUCCGCUGUGCAUAAUAAUUUGGAACAGUGCAUUUUGAGUUUUUUACUUUUGAAAAAUAAUACUGUUCUCAUGGGGCGCUUUGUUCAGUAAAAUGUGAUUUAUACUGUAAUAGUUCAUGACUUGAAAAUUAUACUGACCAUGAUUUGCAUUGACCAUUUAAGAAAGGGUGAUGAGAAAAUAUCACUUGCAUAAUAAUUUGGAACACGGCGUAUGAAUAAAAUACUCCUUUAAACUUUACUGGAUAUAUUUAAGACUUAACUAUAAAAGCUAAAAGGUUGCUACUGUAUGACAUAGUACCAGAUUUGACUGGGUUCAGAUUUCACCUUGUAAGCUGAAGAGUAGAGAGUGACAGAAACACUUUGACCUCUAUACUACUUUGACUAUCAUAAAUGGAACAAUAGCCAAAAAAAUAGCACUUUCAGGUGAGUGGAAGCUUUGUAAGAUGAUGUUCCUUGGCAAAGACCAUAUUUUAUGAAGCAGAGCAUCAAUUUUGCAGUGUUUUUCAAGUGAUUGUUUCUAAAUGGAUCUUAACAAGUUGACUGUCACUCCAGUUUUCACAUUUUCGAAAAACUAUAAAAACAUGUAAACGAGAGGGAAUUCCAUGGGGAUGAAGCCAUAUUAAAAUGAUAUUCUCAUAAAAAGGAGACAGAUUAUUGCUAGCAAUCUGGCAACGAGGAUCAGGAACUAAUUACUAAUAGCUCAUUGUGUAUGAAUUACAUAUAUGUGGAGAAUAUACAUAUACAGUGGAGAAGAUGGCACAGUUACCUUGCAGCAAAAAGCUCUCAUGCUGUUAUGUUCUCUAUCUGAAUCAAUGUCUUCUCUACUGGUUUCCUGGAUUUUCUCCUAAAGGCUCAAAUAAGGCAUGCAGGAUUUAUUGAUAUCUUUACAUUGUCCUCAGGUCUAAGGGUAUGUGAGUGUGGUUGUUUAUCUUGUUUGGGACAAGACAAAACAAACAGAGUGAACCCCACCUUUCCUCCACGAAUGACCACUGGGGAUUCACACCAGACCUUAAAUUUACAAAGUUUCCCUCACACACUUCUAAUUUAUGGUGAUAAAGUCCUUGUUUUAUAACUUGGAUCAAUUUGAAUUUUUGUGUGAUUUAGUUGAAAUAACUGUCUUGUAAAGUACUUUGAGAUAUUUGUUGCGAGAUGGCGCUAUAUAAAUUGAUUUGAAUGUAAUUAUAUUUUAGGUGUUACAGCUUCUAGAUGCAAUUGCUCAAUGUGGCACACACCACUGCUCACACAAUCGCCGCCUGGUCACCAUCACAUCACACUGAUUCAAGCUGCAGGCCCAGAUCCACAUGCCAGUGUCAUGUUAUGUGUAGUAAUAGUGUUCUAAAAACAAUAAAAGUUCUGGAUUCUCCUCAUGAGAAUCUGAAAAGCAUUCUUGCAGACAUGAAUGUUUCACCAGUAUCGUUAUGGUGAAUGUUCUCAACUUAGAAGUAUCUAUUUUUUCCUCCCCAUCCACCUGAUGUGGUGUGGGUUUCCUUCAAACUUGCAUCUACUUGGCCAAAGUUAACAAAAACAUGUGACUAGCCAAUAAAGUCUGGUACAUUAAUCAGCUGUGAGUUCCCCACACUCCAAAAUGUCUCAGGUGUACUCUGUAAACAUACUGAAAUCAAACAAAAAUGUACCAUUUUCAAAACAUCCCAAACUAAUAUUUAAAGCACUAGGUGGUUUCUUCAUGAAUUUAUCCAACAUUACUAAUGUUGGAUAAAUUCACACAAAAAAGUUGAAACAUUUAAAAUGUAAAAAAUGUUUGAAAACUGCUAUUUUCUUAGACACCUUUGUUUUGAUGUUUCUACUCUGGUGACUUGUUCCUGAUUUUGCCAAUGCGCAUCACAAAUUUUGAAUUAAUCUACAGCUUCUGUACAAAAUAACACUGUUGUCUGGGUGGGUCAGAUGAUUAAAUAUUUCAGCUGAAAUACAUUCAGAGUGCUGUGCUAAGUUGAGUAGACUGACAGUUAGGUUCAAAAUUAUUCAGACUUCUUUAAGACAUUUUGAAAUGGUUCUGUAAGUUUCAAUUCAAAAUUGACACAGAAUCUGCGGAGGAAGUUAAAGAUUAGGCAAGUAGCCCACCAAGCUCAAACAUGUGGAGUUCAUGGUUAAAGUUAGAUCACUAAAACACCAGAGGAAACAUCUAAAAAGCUGCUUGGGAAUUGAAAGAAGGAUUUGAUUGUUGAAAUACCCCCCACCCCUCCCCCCAAAAAAGGAAAAUUAACAAAAGGGAUAAAUAAUAUUUUAUAUCCUAUUUAUUUAAAAACUUUGCCUGUUACAAUUUGAGUCAGUUUUUGGUUGAAUAAAUUCAACUUUAAAUCUAAAUCCUUGCACUCCUUCAUGUGCAGCUGUAUUCUGUUGUCACUUUAGGUGGAGCAGCUCCCUCCUGUUGUGUUUGUAGCCAUAGAACAGCUCAAAGUGGUAGAUGGUCUGAUCCAGCAGUGCCUCAGUUCUGUGCCAUAAGGUUUGUCUUAACAGGAUCAGGAAAUUGAUUAGCUAACAAAAAGCCUUUGUGGCAAUAAAUGUAGAAUUGAAAUUCUGAUCGUGUGGAUGAAAUGAUUCUAUUGUUUCAUCGUCAUUCUGCAGGCAACCGUGUUGUCCUGGAGAAUUUGUUACAACUUCACUUGUUUGACUUUACAGGAACGACAGUUUAAUGGUUUUCAGUUAAACAGCCAGAACUCUGUUACUGUUCUCAUGUUUAAAUUAUGAAAUCAAAGGCUAGUGCCUUUAAGUUGAAAAAUGUCAGUUUGAUAAUGUGCAUUGCUUGAGAGAGUCAGCUGGGAUGUUUUUUUCAACUAGUGACAGUUCUAUUGCUUCUUGUACAAAAGUAAUAAAACAUUUGUCUUCCACUUGCACAAAUAUCCUCUACAUUGAGUUGAUCUCACAUAAAAGUUUUAUCAAAAACAAUAAAGUUCAUGACAACAUCUGAAAACGUUCCACUGCAGGUCCAAAUUGCGUUCUAGUUAAUAUAUCUAAUAUAAAUUGGUAGGUUUCCAGCUGGUCUAUCUUGUUUCCAUGUCCAGAUGAAGGAUUGAUCAGAACUCUUUUGUAGAACAUAACUGUGCCUCAAACAGAACCACCAGGUUCUCCUUCACCUGGUCUCCAGAGUGAUGUUUGGUCUCUGAUAUUCUCUAAAGAAUAAAGUGCAUGACACAUUUAUUAUAGAGUUAUACUAUAAUUUUUUUCAAAACAAUUUAUCAAAAUACUUCCACUUCAGUCUGUCACAUAAUGUGAAUAAUUUUGAAAGCCGUUGUAUUCAUGAGUUCUGUUUCAAUGUCAUUUAGAAUAAGUUUGAUAUUAUGCUGAUGCUCAAGAGAAACACUAGUGAGGAAGGACAGAUUCAACAGCUUAUCUUGGUUCUUUAAACAGCUUGUUGCUCACCACAGCUGAACUCUGAUACUCUCUUGUUGUUCAAAAGCCUUCAUUUACCCGUCAGGUUCAGUUUGCUUCAUUUCAUCCCAGCCUAAGAAGAACCUGAUGCUUUUUAUUUUUUGAGCUGUUGAUCAUAACUUGUUGUAAAUGUACAAAAAUGUAAUUUUGUGCGAGACAGACUGUCUCGCACAUUUCUGAAUCUCUUGAAUGUUGUAACCAUGAACAAACACAAUGUAGAAUUUGUAAUAGCUGUUUUGAUGGAGUUGUUGAAGAAUGUAAAUCUAAGAUUUAA